Messenger RNA from Puntigrus tetrazona (Sumatra barb), 1589 nucleotides. It is a transcript of the gene stard4, whose product is annotated as StAR-related lipid transfer (START) domain containing 4. The coding region runs from base 172 to 795 and encodes 207 amino acids. NCBI's taxonomy places the organism in Eukaryota, Metazoa, Chordata, Actinopteri, Cypriniformes, Cyprinidae. Gene Ontology annotation, cellular component: cytosol; endoplasmic reticulum. Gene Ontology annotation, molecular function: cholesterol binding; cholesterol transfer activity. The record is from RefSeq and is a predicted model, not a curated record. Gene Ontology annotation, biological process: intracellular cholesterol transport; cholesterol import; cholesterol transport involved in cholesterol storage. The transcript has 6 exons.
GUCGGAGCUUCUGAUUGGCUGCCCAGGGUACUGCUAUUGAGCAGAAAUGAGAAAUCGACAUCUGACAAAACGCUAGAAUUACCUUCAUCUGAGCGAAUAUUCACCGACACGGUACGACACGAUCGUAUUUAUUAAUAUUUUCUCCGUUUAAUCAGCUGACUGUGUUUUUAGAUGCUUUCUAAAGAAAUGUUUUCACACAUCAGUCCAGCGAAACUUCAGGGAACUCUGGAGUCGUAUCACAGUCUGAAUGAAUCCGAGUGGAGCGUCUCCAAGAAAGCAAGGGACGUGAUCGUCUGGAGGAGACCUUCGGAGGAGUUCGGAGGCUUUCUAUAUAAAGCUGAAGGAAUCGUAGCAGACACUCCGCAGCGGAUCAUGGACUUCAUCCGGCCCGGGCCGCGCAGACUGGAAUGGGACAAAAUGAUCACUUCACUGGAGGUCCAGCAGACCCCAGAGCAGGGCUGCUGUGUUGUGAAGUACACCACCGCGGGGCAGCUGUGGAACAUCAUCUCUCCGAGAGAGUUUGUGGAUUUCUCCUACACCACCAGCUAUCAGCUCGGCCUGCUGUCCUGCGGUGUGAGCGUGGAGUCUGAGGAGCAGAGCUCGGGGUUCGUUCGAGGGUUCAAUCAUCCCUGUGGCUGGUUCUGUGUGCCGGAGCAGGACUCAGAGGUCAGUCUGCUGACCGGAUACAUCCAGCCGGACCUGAGAGGGAUGCUGCCGCAGACGGCGGUGGACACUGCCAUGGCCAGCGGACUGGUCGACUUCUACAGCCAACUGAGACGAGCUCUGAAAGCUUAGCUUUCAAAAAGUCACAGAUAUACCUGAAAUUGUAAAUAAUCAUCACGACACAUUUAUUACUGCACUUCCUGUUAUGUUUUUGUUCAUGUUUUGUUUAAUGUGAUUGAAAUCAGGUGUAAUUAUUCUUAUAAAAUUCUGUAAAAUUGUAAACAAAGUAUAAUUUUUUUUAUUUACUCGUAUCGUUACUUUUCUCUGUGUGACACUUUUUGUACUUUAAUACCAGCGACUAUUUGUCAUAUUUAUUUCCAUACAAGGAGGCAGUGAUAUGAGGCAGAUUGCAAUAUUAAGUUUAACAAAUGAUCAAACAUUUCUGACCAGUGGAAAUCUCUGCUCACCAAAACCUGAUUUUAGCAGGAUCCCUCCACCAUCGAGGGAAAAUGUUUGUAUUUUAGGGGCUGCAUUUUAACCACCUUUUCUAAAACACUUGUUCAGUUUUAAAUGUUCUCACAGGGUGACAAAUAUUUGCUCUUAAAAUUCAUUUAUCAUCCCCUUUAUUUCUACACGGCUUUAUAGAAUCUUUAGGUUAUCACUGAUUCUGUUAUUUUCCUGUUUAUCUCUGUUUUUUACAGAUCUGUACUGCAGAGAAUAAGGGGACAAAUAAAUUAAGAACAAAAAUGCCCAUAAACAAUGCAUAAUAAUAAUAAUAAUAAUAAAGGUGUAAUUAAAGUUUUAUGUUCAUCAAAGUCAAAUUUAUUUGAUCAAAACUACAGGGAAAAAAGUGAAUUGCAAUCAUAUUUUAUAUUAGGAUAAUAGUGUAUUUUAAUAUGCUUUAAAAUAAAAGUUAUUGCUGUAAU